Phasianus colchicus (ring-necked pheasant) is the source of this 626-nucleotide messenger RNA. Its product is annotated as CD5 antigen-like. NCBI's taxonomy places the organism in Eukaryota, Metazoa, Chordata, Aves, Galliformes, Phasianidae. Gene Ontology annotation, cellular component: membrane. The record is from RefSeq and is a predicted model, not a curated record.
GCCCUGCAGCCCACCCAUGGCUGAGGGGAACGCGGUGGGUCUGCGUCAGGUGCAGUGUGUGGGGCAGGAGCUGGACUUGGAGCACUGCGAGCUGCAGCCAGGUGACGCUGCGUCCUGUCCAUCCAACCGUGUGGCUGCUGUCAACUGCGAGGAGCCCUUCAAGCUGCGGCUGGCUGGCGGGCCCAGGCGUUGCGCGGGGCGGCUGGAGGUGCAGCGAGCCGGGCGCUGGGGCACGGUGUGUGAUGAUGGAUGGAGCAGGGCCAACGCGGCUGUGGUGUGCCGGGAGCUGGGCUGCGGCGAGGCGCAGGGCGUGGAUGGGGAGCAGCCACGUUUCGGGUCCGGUGUUGGGCACAUCUGGCUGGAUGACGUCCGAUGCCGAGGGCAGGAGAAGAGCCUGCAGGACUGUGCACACCGUGUGUGGGGAUAUCAUGACUGCACCCAUCGCGAGGACGUUGGAGUUGUAUGCCAGGAUCCCUGAGCAUCAUGGCGCUGGCCCCAGUAGUGUCAGGAACUGCAUCUGGCCUUCCUGCAGCAUCUGUGUAAGGAACCCAAACAGGACCCAAACCCAAGCAGGACUGCAAAUCAAACAAAUCCUGAGUGCAAACAGGAUCCAAAGCCAAACAGAA